Molecule: messenger RNA, 1527 nt
Organism: Mercenaria mercenaria
Lineage: Eukaryota; Metazoa; Mollusca; Bivalvia; Venerida; Veneridae
Exons: 9
Coding region: 1-1527 (508 amino acids)
Biological process (GO): double-strand break repair via homologous recombination
Cellular component (GO): cytoplasm; nucleus; chromosome
Molecular function (GO): 3'-5' DNA helicase activity; four-way junction helicase activity
Source: RefSeq, a predicted model, not a curated record
AUGCCUUCGAGAAAGCCGGAGUUAGAGGUCCAGUCAGAGUCUGGUUCAGAAGAUGAAACUGUACCUUUUAUUUCCAAUGCAAGUCUUCAAGAUGUCAGACAGGGAAAAUUUAAAAUUAUUUACAUGCACCCUGAAACUGUUUUUAACAAGGAAGUGGGAAGAAUGAUGAGGAACUCCAGAUUUAGAUAUCUUGUUUGCUGCACUGUGGUAGAUGAAGUACAUAUGAUUUCAGAAUGGGGAACCGAGUUCAGGAAAUGCUUCGAGCCUCUUGGCGAGCUGACAUGUCUGUUCCCUAAUAUUCCACAGUUGGCACUUACAGCAAAAAUGAUGCAGCAGCUUGUUGCACCACCUGAACUACUCAAUGAUCUUGUUUGUCUCUAUGCAGAUACAAGUUCUGAUGGUUGUAUCUGCUCUAACAAUGAGCAACCAUGUACACAAGCAUGUGAAUGUAAGGGAUGUGUAGAAGAAGAAACAGAAAUUUGCCAAAAUUUGUUUACAAUGUUAGCAAGUAUUGACAGAAUUCACGGAGAUAUUAUCCAAAAUCCAAAGAUGUUAAGUGCCAGCCAGGCACUAUUCUAUACACACGCUUCUUCUGGGCAUAAUAUUGUGCUAACUGGUCAAGGUGGCAGUGGUAAAUCAUUUGUUUUGAAUAACUUUGCACGUGACAUGCAAUUGCCAGGAAAUAAUCAUGUAUAUGUUGCUACAGAGGAGGGUGACAGUUAUUACUUGAACAGGUUCCAGGCCCCAAAGAGAUUGGGGUUAAAGUUUGGGUGUCCUGUAAUGUUAGUUGUAAACCUAAGUGAAACACUUGAUCUGUUCUCACCGUUGGAUAUUUCUUCUGAAAAUGAGUCAGUAGACUCGUCUACAGACGAAAUAUCGGAUGUUGAGUUUUUCAGUGAAAAUUCUGAUGAUGAUUACAACACUACUUUUAGUUCUGGUCAGUCUUUACCAACGUGUGAUUUCGUCCUUACACCAGUUGUUUUUUCUUCAAGUACAGAAGCAUGUCAAAUUGAGAAGAAUACUCCUGUAACUUCAAGUCAGACUGAAAAUUUUGAUAAACAAAAACUGCAAGUGCGAGGCAAAGGAAAGUGGAAAGAAUCUAAAAGCGGACAAGAAACAACUCAAAGCAAAAGGAAAAGAACACAACGGGAUGAUGAUGUAGAAGAAAGCGAUAAUGUGUGUUUGGAGAACUUCCCAUCCUGUCCACCAGAAGAAGAAAUAAAUCAACAUGUAAAAGACAGGGAAGAAAAUGGGUCAAAAACAGCUGAAAAGGUAAAAGAGAACACUGACAAGGCAAACGCCAAACUACAAAGGGACUUUAGAAAAGCAAAUGAGAGGAAGCAAAAUUAUGUGGAUUUAAAAGUGGGUGAUAAAGUGCUUAAAUUCAAUAGUGCAAGAGCAGGAAGAAAAAGUGAAGGUGAUCUAGAUGCUAAUUAUUCAGGGCCGUAUACUAUAAUAGAAGUUAUUGGACACCGACUUAAACUCAAAACAUGGAUGGGAAAAUUCUUAAAAGCCUUGUGUCAGUGA